Molecule: messenger RNA, 570 nt
Organism: Mangifera indica (mango)
Lineage: Eukaryota; Viridiplantae; Streptophyta; Magnoliopsida; Sapindales; Anacardiaceae
Exons: 1
Coding region: 1-570 (189 amino acids)
Source: RefSeq, a predicted model, not a curated record
AUGGGUAAUGCAAUCUCUCCAUGUUUCCAGCAAAACUCCAUGAGAUCUUCAGUGAAGGUAAUCUUCUGGGGAGGAGAAACAAAGAUUCUCAACGGCAAACACAUAGCCGGAGAGAUCAUGUUUGAUUCCCCGGACAAAAUGGUUUGCCAUGCUGAUUCAUUCUUCAUCGGCCACCCCAUCCCGGCUCUAGCCAUCAACGACGACCUCAUGCCUGGUCAAACUUACUUCGUUCUUCCCAUCGAUCGUUUCGCAUGCAAUGUUCUUUCAGCUUCAUCUCUCGCAGCCUUCAGUUCUUCUUCGUCCUCCAAACCCAUAAUCAACUUCGACAGCCAUUGUCGUCCCUUCGAAUACAUAAAGGGCGAAAACGGUAGGGUUUUAAUCAAGGUAGUGCCCGAGUUCAUCACUAGGCUUAUACAGAGAGGGAAAGAGGUUGAUCAUCAUGAAGAUGGAUCCGCCAGUCCGUUGCUUUGCAGCACGCCGGAGUUGAAGAAGCAGUACGAUUUGCUGGUGGGUUCAAGGGAUCAAGUUUGGUCGCCGAAGCUUGAGCCGAUCUCCGAGUACAAAAAUUAG